Molecule: messenger RNA, 1167 nt
Organism: Microthlaspi erraticum
Lineage: Eukaryota; Viridiplantae; Streptophyta; Magnoliopsida; Brassicales; Brassicaceae
Source: the annotation of a GenBank genome assembly
AUGUCGUCCCUAGCUCGCGCUCUCCGUGGCACGUUCAACGUCCGCCGUUUUUCCUCCUCCGCAGCCGCCGUUUCGGCCGCAAUCUCGCCACCUAAAAAGUCGCUGAGCAGUAUCGUGAAUGGCGAACGAAACCCCAAACGUAUGGUGGAGAAGUUCAAAAAGGCAUGCGAGUCGGAGAGGUUCCGGGCCAAUAUAGCCGUGUACGAUAGAACCGUGCGCCGUCUCGUCGCCGCAAAGAGAUUACACUUUGUUGAAGAGAUUUUGGAGGAGCAGAAGAAGUACCGCGACAUGUCAAAGGAGGGAUUCGUGGCGAGGAUCAUUUCUCUGUACGGGAAAGCCGGCAUGCUUGAAAACGCCCAGAAAGUGUUCGACGAAAUGCCCGACAGAGACUGCAAGAGGUCAGUGCUGUCUUUCAAUGCCUUGCUUAGCGCAUAUGGGCUCUCCAAGAAAUUUGAGGUGGUGGAACGACUCUUCACUGAGAUACCACGCGAGCUAUCGAUCAAACCAGAUAUUGUAUCUUACAAUACUUUGAUCAAGGCGUUAUGUGACAAGGGUUCCUUACUCGAAGCUGUUGCAUUGCUUGAUGAGAUUGAGAGCAAAGGUUUGAAACCUGAUAUAGUCACAUUCAACACGCUUUUGUUAUCGUCGUAUUUGAAGGGAGUGUUCGAGCAUGGGGAAGAGAUAUGGGCUAAAAUGGUGGAGAAGAAUGUAGCAGCAGAUAUCAGGACUUAUAAUGCUCGGUUGCUUGGAUUAGCAAACGUGAUGAAAUCAAAAGAUCUGGUGAAUCUCUUUGAAGAACUCAAGGCUAGUGGGAUCAAACCUGAUGUUUUCAGCUUCAAUGCUAUGAUUAAAGGGUCAAUCAACCAAGGAAAUAUGGACGAAGCCAAAUCGUGGUACAAAGAAAUUGGGAAGCACGGUUAUCGACCUGAUAAAGCUACCUUUGCUUUGCUGCUUCCUGCAAUGUGUAAAGCAUGCGACUUUGGGUCUGCGGUUGAGCUCUGCAAGGAGGCAUUCAGUAAGCGUUACAUUGUUGGGCAAGCGACAUUGCAGCUGUUAGUAGAUGAAUUGGUUAAAGGGUCCAUGAGAGGAGAGGCUGAGGAGAUUGUGGAAAUCGCAAAGACCAAUGAUUUCUUAAAGUUGAAGCUUCAUUUGUCGUCUCAAGAGUAA